CAAAGCCCGUGCCACAACGGAAUCUUCAACGCAUGGGCAUGGUCGUGGCCAUGGCCACCUCAACCGCUGCGAGGACGCACCAGCUCCGGCAGCCGCGCAGCAGGCCCGCGCCGUGCUCCAAGAACCGGCCCAAGCCACCAGUGGUGAUCGCGCACGAGUGCCCCAGCGCGAUGCGCGCCCACAUCCUGGAGGUGCCCGCGGGGAGAGACGUCCUGUCGUGCGUCGCGGCGUUCGCGCGGCGCGGGCGGCGUGGCGCGCUGGUGCUGGGCGCGGUCGGCCACGUCACGGACGUCGUGCUGCGGGAGCCCUCGCUGGUGUUACGCGGCACCAUGGAGAUACUAAGCCUGGCCGGCUGCUUCUUCCCGUCCCCCUCGUCGGCAGCCGCGGGCACGGCCGUGUUCCUGGCUGGGCCGCGGGGGAGCGUGCUGGGCGGCAGCGUUGCCGUGGGAGGACUGGUGGCCGCCGGGCCGGUGGUGGUGAUGGUGGCCACGUUUGUCGCGGCGGCGCUGGACAGGCUGCCGCCGGUAAAGGGGGACGUGCAUGGACGCCGGCCGUGCGGCGCCGGUGGCCAACCGCUUCAGCAGCAGCUGUGCGGGUGGGCGCUGUGCCGGAAACUGGGCGCCAAGAGCUGAGCGGUGUCGUCUAAGGAUACGUUACGGGCCUGCCUCUGCGGCGAAUUCAAUCGGCCCGCUUUAACCUUAUUUGAGCCGACUUGGUAGCAGUCCAUAAGGACAUCUGCAUAGAGUUUCAAACUCCAACAGUUCGUAUCGUUUUUAUCAUCUUCUACAAAAUUUCACGAUAUUGUUUGCA
This is a messenger RNA of Phragmites australis (common reed), 810 nucleotides long. Its product is annotated as AT-hook motif nuclear-localized protein 21-like. Gene Ontology annotation, molecular function: minor groove of adenine-thymine-rich DNA binding; DNA-binding transcription factor activity. Bases 33 to 632 code for a protein of 199 amino acids. NCBI's taxonomy places the organism in Eukaryota, Viridiplantae, Streptophyta, Magnoliopsida, Poales, Poaceae. Gene Ontology annotation, cellular component: nucleus. The transcript has a single exon. The record is from RefSeq and is a predicted model, not a curated record.